Lycium ferocissimum is the source of this 1147-nucleotide messenger RNA. RefSeq names its product probable xyloglucan endotransglucosylase/hydrolase protein 6. NCBI's taxonomy places the organism in Eukaryota, Viridiplantae, Streptophyta, Magnoliopsida, Solanales, Solanaceae. Gene Ontology annotation, biological process: xyloglucan metabolic process; cell wall biogenesis. The record is from RefSeq and is a predicted model, not a curated record. The transcript is spliced from 4 exons. Gene Ontology annotation, molecular function: hydrolase activity, hydrolyzing O-glycosyl compounds; xyloglucan:xyloglucosyl transferase activity. Gene Ontology annotation, cellular component: apoplast; cell wall. The coding region runs from base 93 to 983 and encodes 296 amino acids.
AUAGUAUUCAACACAAUCAGCACAGGAUUCUUCAAUUGUAUAUGAUUCACACACUUCUUUAAAUAUUAUUAUUUUUGUUUAAUAGAAAAAAUAUGGCCACAUUGGCUUCCUUUUCGUUAAAGAAUUCAGCUGUCAUUCUAAUAUUGCUAUAUGGUUUGACCUUUUCAUUCUCAGUAGUGAGUGCACGACCCACCACUUUUCUACAGGACUUUAAAGUCACUUGGUCUGACUCUCACGUCAAACAACUCGAUGGCGGCAGGGAAAUUCAGCUUGUUCUCGACCAAAACUCAGGAUGUGGGUUUGCUUCCAAAAGCAAAUAUCUAUUUGGACUUGUUAGCAUGAAGAUCAAACUUGUUCCUGGUGACUCCGCUGGAACCGUCACGGCCUUUUACAUGAACUCGGACACAGGUAACAUAAGGGACGAGCUAGACUUCGAAUUCUUAGGGAACCGUUCGGGUCAGCCGUACACUGUCCAGACGAAUGUUUUUGUCCAUGGAAAAGGUGACAAGGAACAAAGGAUCAACCUUUGGUUCGACCCAUCCGCUGAUUUUCACACCUAUACCAUUCUUUGGAACCACCAUCACACCGUAUUCUACAUAGACGAAGUUCCCAUUAGAGUGUUCAAGAACAACGACGAAGCAAGAGGAAUACCAUUCCCCAAAUCCCAACCAAUGGGUGUAUUCUCAACAUUGUGGGAGGCCGAUGACUGGGCAACAAGAGGUGGUUUAGAGAAAAUAAAUUGGAGCAACUCCCCAUUUUACGCAUACUACAAAGAUUUCGACAUAGAGGGAUGUGUAGUGCCAGGACCAGCAAAUUGUGCCUCAGACCCACGUAAUUUGUGGGAAGGAGCUGCUUACCAACAACUCAGCGCUGUGGAAGCAAGGCGAUACCGUUGGGUUCGAAUGAACCACAUGAUCUAUGAUUAUUGCACUGACAAAUCCCGUAAUCCCGUUACUCCACCCGAAUGUAUGGACGGAAUUUGAAAUCUCGAUCAAAUAUUCAUUAUGUAUACAUAUAAAAAUUUGCAUAUAGUCGAGUCAGUAAUUUUCGGAUAUUGGCCCUGUGUAUUUAUGCAUAUGCCCCUAUAAAUGCAUAAAUACAUAUGCGGCAGAUGAAGGGGUAGAAGGGGGAGUUAGGGAAAGAAGAA